Messenger RNA from Coregonus sp. 'balchen', 8589 nucleotides. The record is from the annotation of a GenBank genome assembly. NCBI's taxonomy places the organism in Eukaryota, Metazoa, Chordata, Actinopteri, Salmoniformes, Salmonidae.
AUCCUGACAGGUGAGGACUGGAACUCAGUGAUGUAUGAUGGCAUCAUGGCCUACGGAGGGCCGUCCUUCCCAGGGAUGCUGGUCUGCAUCUACUUCAUCAUCCUCUUCAUCUGUGGAAACUGUAUCCUUUUAAAGAACAGGCCAGAUGUGUGGAGUUAGGGCCGUCCCACUGACGGAGGACAUGAUGCUUUAAGUGCAGACCGAUAAGCUGUCAAUCAUGUGACACAUCAGCUGAUAUUGAUAGCCUAACAGAGGUAUUCCAAUGAACUAUCUCAAAUGUUUCCGCAAUGACUAGUAGUAGCCUGGAAUCCAAACGAUAUGAGGUAAAACAGAGUGAUAUUCAGUUUGGAAUCCAGGCUACUCAAGUAUCAGGGUUGGUUGUUUGUUGUCAACUCAACUCAUCACCCAGGUGUAAUGUUCUCCACAACAAAGAACGUUCAUUGUGAGUGAUCAGCCGGCAAUUGACAGUUCAUUGUAAUCCCUACUGUUUGCUAGCUGAAGCCCUUUUCCUCUGUGUCCAUACUUCCUUGACUCCACCUCCCUGACCAGAUAUCCUCCUGAAUGUCUUCUUGGCCAUCGCUGUGGACAACCUGGCUGAUGCUGAGAGUCUGACGUCAGCACAGAAAGAGGAGGAGGAGGAGAAGGAGAGGAAGAAGCUGGCCAGGUAAUUUGUAUGAUGUGUGUGUCUGUGUCUGUCUGUCUGUGUGUGUGUGUGUGUGUGUGUGUGUGUGUGUGUGUGUGUGUGUGUGUGUACAUGCAUCCACAUCCAUUCAAGUGUGUAUGUCUGAGUGGUUUUUCUCCAUUCUGACACAGAAUGGCCAGUCCGGAGAAACGUCAUGUCAACGAAAAGCCCCCGAUGAUUGAGACAGAAGAGAAGAAGGAGGAGAAGAUUGAGCUGAAGUCCAUCACCUCAGACGGAGAGACAACCAAUGCCACCAAGGUAUGUCUCAGAUACACCUGUCCUCAUUAGAUACACCUGUCCUCGUUAGAUACACCUGUCCUCGUUAGAUACACAUGUCCUCGUUAGAUACACCUGUCCUCAUUACAUACACCUGUCCUCGUUAGAUACACCUGUCCUCAUUAGAUACACCUGUCCUCAUUACAUACACCUGUCCUCGUUAGUUACACCUGUCCUCAUUACAAACACCUGUCCUCGUUAGAAACACCUGUCCUCGUUAGACACAUCUGUCCUCAUUAGAUACACCUGUCCUCAUUACAUACACCUGUCCUCGUUAGACACAACUGUCCUCGUUAGAUACACCUGUCCUCGUUAGAUAAACCUGUACUCGUUAGACACACCUGUCCUCGUUAGAUACACCUGUCCUCGUUAGACCAACCUGUCCUCGUUAGAUACACCUGUACUCGUUAGACAUACCUGUCCUCGUUAGACACACCUGUCCUCAUUAGAUACACCUGUACUCGUUAGACACACCUGUCCUCGUUAGAUACACCUGUCCUCGUUAGACCAACCUGUCCUCGUUAGAUACACCUGUACUCGUUAGACAUACCUGUCCUCGUUAGACACACCUGUCCUCAUUAGAUACACCUGUACUCGUUAGACACACCUGUACUCGUUAGACACACCUGUCCUCGUUAGACACACCUGUCCUCGUUAGAAACACCUGUCCUCGUUAGACACACCUGUCCUCGUUAGAUACACCUGUCCUCGUUAGACACACCUGUCCUCGUUAGAGACACCUGUCCUCGUUAGACACACCUGUCCUCGUUAGAUACACCUGUCCUCCUGACAUACACACACCUGACUGGAGACACCAGUUCCUCCAAGUUGUAAUCUAAUAUUAUCUAGUCAAGUCAAUACUUCACAUUACAGAUUCAACAACAUCAAAUAUGUUUGGUUUAGUUAGCAUCAGUCUAAUUGUUGAUCUUGAUCGUCUGUGAAAACACCAGAUGAUGUGUCCACUCUCACUAAGUGGUGUGGAGUUCUGUCCAUAUUGAGUCUGAUGUGUAACUGUGUUACUGUGUAUUGACAGAUCAACAUUGAUGAGUACCAAGUAGAUGGGAAUGAAGAUAAGAAUCCGUAUCCAGCGAAUGAUUUUCCAGGUACCACUGUACCGGUGUUAAAAAGUAAGCCUGACCUUUCUAAUGGGUGAACCACACCAGACAACAAGCAGGAGCAGAGGACCAAAACACAACUCAAACCAUUAAGAGACUUCCCAACUCAAAUCAGGACAUUCAGAACAUUACGUUAUUCUGGUUCUCUCUCUCUUUUGUCUGCUGUGCUUUGCCUGUGAUGAUCUUAGAAUGUUGUGUGAGGGGGUGUGUUGAUGUUAGAAUGUUGUGUGAGGGGUGUGUUGAUGUUAGAAUGUUGUGUGAGGGGUGUAUUGAUGUUAGAAUGUUGUGUGAGGGGUGUAUGGGUGUGUUGGUGUUAGAAUGUUGUGUGAGGGGGUGUGGUUGAUGGUUAGAAUGUUGUGUGAGGGGUGUGUUGAUGUUAGAAUGUUGUGUGAGGGGGGGUGUGUUGAUGUUAGAAUGUUGUGUGAGGGGUGUGUUGAUGUUAGAAUGUUGUGUGAGGGGGUGUGUUGAUGUUAGAAUGUUGUGUGAGGGGUGUGUUGAUGUUAGAAUGUUGUGUGAGGGGUGGUUGUUGAUGUUAGAAUGUUGUGUGAGGGGUGUGUUGAUGUUAGAAUGUUGUGUGCGGGGUAUGUUGAUGUUAGAAUGUUGUGUGAGGGGUGGUGUUGAUGUUAGAUUUGGUGUGAGGGGUGUUGUUGAUGUUAGAAUGCGUGGUGAGGGGGUGUGUUGAUGUUAGAAUGUUGUGUGAGGGGUGUAUGUGUGUGUUGAUGUUAGAAUGUUGUGUGAGGGGGUGUGUGUGUUGAUGUUAGAAUGUUGUGGUGAGGGAGAAUGUGUGUGAGGGGGUAUGGGUGUGUUGAGUUAGAAUGUUGUGUGGAGGGGUGUGUUGAUGUUAGAAUAUUGUGUGGGGGGUGUGUUGAUGUAGAAUUAGAAUGUUGUGUGAGGGGGUGUUGAUGUUAGAAUUUUGUGGGAGGGGUGUGUUGAUGUUUAGACGGUGUGUGAUGGGGUUUGUAUUGUAAUGAGGUAGAUGUUGUGUGAGGGUUUGCUUUUGGAUGUUAGAAUGUGUUUGAGGGGUGUGUUGCUGGUUAGAAUGUUGUGUGAGGGGGUGUGUUGAUGUUAGAAUGUUGUGUGAGGGGUGUGUUGAUGUUAGAAUGUUGUGUGAGGGGUGUGUUGAUGUUAGAAUGCUGUGUGAGGGGUGUAUGGGUGUGUUGAUGUUAGUGUGUACUGUUGCCUUACUUCAAAUUAAUCCAGGUGUCCAGGUUUGUAGAUAAAGGAACACAUUUAAAUUCAUAUGGCUUUUAACUUUUUUUUACUGAUGAAUUGUGGGUAAUUGUUAUAGUAUGGGGUAACUACAUCAACAAACUGAAAUAACUAUACCAGCUUCGUUUAUAAAGGUUUACAGCUCAUUAAACUAUUUCUCAACAUAACUGACCAACUCCUUCAUCUCUAACACUUUCUCUCUCUCCUCUCCUCUCUUCCUUUACUCUUCUCCUCCUGUCCUCCCCCUUUCUCUCCUGCGUGGCCCUUGUAGGAGAGGAUGAGGAGGAGCCUGAGAUGCCGGUGGGCCCCCGGCCGCGGCCCCUGUCUGACAUUCAGCUGAAGGAGAAGGCUGUUCCCAUGCCUGAGGCCAGGGCCUUCUUCAUCUUCAGCAACACCAACAAGUAAGAGACAGCUCACCCACACACACACUGAGAGAAGCACGCAAAGGUGGAGACAAUGAGAGGGGUCCCUAAACACACGUCCCAUCUGUCUGAUGUCUGUCUCAUGUCUGAUGUCUGUCCCAUCUGUCUGAUGUCUGUCCCAUCUGUCUGAUGUCUGUCCCAUCUGUCUGAUGUCUGUCUCAUGUCUGAUGUCCCGUGUGGCUCACUUGGUAGAGCAUGGCACUUGCAACGCCAGGGUUGUGGGUUCGAUUCCCACGGGGGACCAGUAUGAAAAUGUAUGCACUCACUACUGUAAGUGGCUGUGGAUAAGAGCGUCUGCUAAAUGACUAAAAUGUCUGUCUGAUGCCUGUGGAAAUAUGAUUAGGGCUCUCUCUGUGUCCUAGUCUAUCUAGAUCUCAAAUCUAGCUAUCUAUUGAUCACUAUUUUUUCUCCCUCCCUCUCCCCAGGUUCAGGGUUCUGUGCCAUAAGAUGGUGAACCACAACAUCUUCACCAACCUCAUCCUGUUCUUCAUUCUACUGAGCAGUAUCUCUCUGGCUGCAGAGGACCCUGUCAGGAACGACUCCUUCAGGAACCAGGUGUGUGUUUAUGUCUUAUGCAUGCACACACACACACAGAGGCACGGACACACGUACACACACACACACACAGAGACACAGACACACACACACACACACACAGAGGCACGUACAUACGUACACACACACACACAGACACAGACACACACACACACACACACACACACAACACACACACAAAAGGACACAGAAAAACACACACACAAACAAACAACACACACACAGAGGGACGUACAAAGUGACAACACACACACAACAGACACCCAAAACACACAAACACCACACAAACACAGAGACACAGACACACAACACACAAAACACAAACAGAGGCAAGUACAUACGUAAAACACCACACACAACCAGACAACCCACACCCCACACACGACACAACACCAAAACACACACACACACACAGGCAUACAUAGUACACACACACACAGACACAACACACAAACACACACACACACACGGACACAGACACCACCAAAACACACACACACACACAAAGAGGCACGUACAUACGACACACCACACACACAAGGACAAGAAACACACACACACACCACACACACAGACCACACAGGAGGCACGUACCUACGUACACACCCACACACAGACACAGACCCACACAACCACACACACACACAAACACAGAGGCACGGACACACGUACACACCACACACACACAGAGACACAGACACAACACACACCAAACCCACCACACAACACACAGAGGCUACCGUACAUCGUACACACACAACACCAGACACAGGACACAGACACAACACACACCCACACACACAGAGACACAGACACACACACACACACACACACACCACAGAGGCAGUACAUACGUACACAACACACACAGACACAGACCACCACACACACCACACACACACCACACCACAACCACACAGAGACACAGAGCACACCACACACACAAAACACACCACAAGGAACGGACACACGGACACAGUCGUUGAUGCAAACACAGGCGCACGAAGGACAAGAAGAGAGCGAGCGCGGCUAUGUUCUAUCAUAAAAAAAAACAAAAAAAAAAAAAAAAAACACACAAACAAAAAAACAAACAAUGCCUGAGUUAAACAGCCUUUUUAGGGGUUGUGUGGGUGUAUGUGUAUUGGGGUGUGUGUGUGUGUGUGUGGUGUGGUGUGGUGUGUGUGUGUGGGUGUGUGUGUGUGUGUGUGUGUGUGUGUGUGUGUGUGUGGUGUGUUGUGGUGUGUGGGUGUGUGUGUGUGUGUGUGUGUGAGAGAGGGACACCCUAUUCCCUAUGUAGUGAAUACUUUUUAUUUUUUAACCGGGGGUUCCUGGCAAAAGUAGUUGCACUAUGUAGGGAAUAGGGUGCCUUUUUGGACACAGAUUGUGAUGAUAUGGAAGCCUCUAUUAGAUGCUGGAUGUGCGUGUGAUGUUGUUGUUCGUGUGUGGAUGUUGUAUUCUGUUGUUUGUAUGUAUUUGUAUUGUGUCUGACCCGUCGGCGUCGUAAGUAUCGUCGUUAUUUACGUCGAUCGUUUUAUAUGAUCACUUGGUUGUUUUGUCUCACAGAUUUUGUCUUUUUUGUUUUUGUGUUUAUGUAGGCUAUGCAGACCACGUCUUCACUGGGCUCUUCACCAUAGAGAUCAUUCUGAAGGUAACCUUUCAUUCCUUCUCAAUGUGAUCUCUACCCCACACAUAAUGGACACUGUGAGCUCUGGAAAGGUUGGUGAAGUGUUGUGUUUUAAGCUUUGGGAAAAACAUGACAUUUUGAGCAACAAACCAUGAGCAGACACUCACUUCAUCAUGGAUCACAAUCUUUAUCUCACGGUUCCUGUGAACAUGAUCUUCUCUUCCUGGUUCGUGACCUUGUAGAUGACAGCGUACGGGGCGUUCAUCCAUAAGGGUUCGUUCUGUCGGAACUACUUCAACAUUCUGGAUCUGGUGGUGGUCAGUGUGUCGCUCAUCUCCUCCGGAAUACAGUGAGUUGGCAAUACCAUUAGCGUUGGUCUUUUUACUGUAAUGGUUACAAAACUCCAACAAAAUGUCAAGAAAAUGUUGUAUUGUUUCUGUUUGUAGUGGAUAUAUGGUGUAGUAGUUCACCUCUCUCCAUAACCUUUUCUGUAUCUGUGUGUGUUCAGGUCCAGUGCCAUCAACGUGGUAAAGAUCCUUCGUGUUCUCAGAGUGCUUCGGCCCCUGAGGGCCAUCAACAGGGCCAAGGGCCUCAAAGUGAGUCUCACUGUUAUCCCCUCUCCUUCCUUCUCUCCUGCCUCUCCUAGACGAGAAGAGAAGAGACGUAGAAGCUACGAAGACGAGAAGAGACGAGACACCGAUGGUAGAAGAGCGACGCGCAAGAGCAGUGAGCGAAGCGCAUGCGAAGGGAAGCGCAUCGCCUCUCCUUGAAAGAUGGGAGAAGCGCCGUAAAGUAGGCGCCACUCUCCUCUUCCUGCUCAUCUAUACUCCUCUCUUCUCCUCUCCUCUCUUCUCCUCUCCUGAGAGCCAUCAACAGGGCCAAUGGCCUUAAAGUGAAUCUCACCACCCCUCUCCACCUAGCUGGUUGUUGUCUUUAACAGCAACAAGGAACUGAUUCACCAGUGAACCCUAAAGCUUUUCCACCAUGACUUACCUGAAGUGUUCUUUUUUCGGUGACCCACCUACCAGAGAGCCUUCUAGAGCUUAACUCCUAGUCCAGACCAAGUGAAAAUAGGCUACCAAAGGGGACACCAAGGAGGCUAUGAGUAACAUCAUGAGAACGUGGUUAGUAGGUUGUCAUGUCGAUUCGUAUCUAGGAUUCGAGAAUAUCUCUAGGAGCAGAGAGAGAAGAGGAGAAAGCGAAGAGAGAGAGAGAGAGAGAAGAGAGAGAGAGAGAGAGAGAGAGAGAGAGAGAGAGAGUAGAGAGAAAGGAGAGGUGAGAGAGAGAGCGAGCGAGAGGAGCGAGAGCGCUCUCGCGCGAGAGGAGAAGGAGCGAGAGAGAGGAGAGAGAGAGAGAGGAAAGAGAGGGAGAGUCGACGAGAGAGGUCCCAUCUCGGUGCUUUCGUCCUCGAGAGUAGAUCUAACCAUGUGUAGACUAGAGUCGCGCGUAGGACACUGCGAUAUCUAAAUAGCUCUCUAUGUAUAGAGAGACACGCUCUAGAUAACCUCGAGCUAUCGCUAGUAUUUCGAUAUCUCUCUAUCUAUAUCUCUCUCUCCGCAGGGCUGUGGUUACAGGUUGUGGUGUCGUCCAUCCGAACCAUUGGAAACAUUGUAAUCGUCACCUCCCUGCUGCAGUUCAUGUUCGCGCAUCGGAGUACAGCUUUCAAGGUAAAAAGGAGUUGAGGGAUGGAGGAGAGAUAGAGCGGGACGAAGUGAAGAGAGAGGGGCGAAGAGAGGGAACUGAACGUAGCUUAUGUGGGGUUGAUCAAAAUAUACUGUAUAUGGUUUACCAAGAUUAAAAUGGCUGCGCUUCUCUUCGCAGGGAAAGUUUUUCUCCUGCUCAGACAGCUCCAAGUCUACAGAGCCUGAAUGCAGGUGAGUUUAACAGUUCAUCUCUCAUCUCAGCCUGACCAUUUCAGGUGGAUGUGGGCUCCAUUUGGGCCAUAAUAAGUUUGCUGACUGGGUAAGGUGUGAGGACUAGGUGUCUAGGUGUUAUGAAUGUGUCUCCCUCCCAGGGGUUCAUACAUCAUGUAUAAGGACGGUGAUGUGGGGAAACCAGAGAGAUCCAUGCGCAACUGGGAGAACAGUGACUUCAACUUUGACGAUGUGCUCCAGGGGAUGAUGGCUCUGUUCGCCGUCUCCACCUUUGAAGGAUGGCCAGCGUGAGUCCAGCACCACAGCAGCGGAGUGACCACACACACACACACCACACACACACACACACCCACACAAAUCACACACAUACUACACACACACAUCACACAGCACACACACACACACACACACAGACACACCACACACACACACACACACAGCAACACCAACCAGACAACACACACACACACACCAAACACAGACACCACACACACCACACAACAAACACACACAAAAAACACACACAUACACAACACACACACCACACACACACACACACACACACAACAAUAACCAAAGUGUGCAGCCCUUUGGGUCCCCAGGACCAGGGUUAAGAAACACUGACUUAGAGAUACCAUUCCAAAAAUCUAAACAUGUAACACAAACAUACAUAGACUUUUUGUACACUCACACACACCAUGACGAAUUGGGGCGGGCUAUAGUCUAUAGGUUCUGAAGCGUGUUAUCUGUCCUCUCCAGACUCCUGUACCGGGCCAUAGACUCCCAUUCAGAGGACCUGGGCCCUGUCUACAACUACAGAGUGAUCGUCUAG